GAAAAAAAGCCAUGAAAGAGACUAUUGGCAACAUCAAACUUCUUCAUGCACAAAACUUUGAUCACGAUCAUAAGAAUAAUAAUAACUACAUGAUGAUGGUACCACGAUGGUUGAUUGUUAUGUACAAGACAGUAUUCUUCAGCAGAUGCUUAGUUCAUCCAAAUUCAAAGAAGAAUGAUUCUGACCAUUUCUGCAUCGAUUGUCUUCGCCCUCUUUGCUUCAAUUGCCUUCCUUCUCAUUUGUCUCACAAACAUGUUAAGAUUCGGAGGUACAUUUACAGUGACGUGAUCAAUCGCCAAGACUUGUGCAAACUGUUCAAUUGUUCAGGCAUACAGACAUAUCAUACAAAUAAAGCCAAAGUGGUAUUCUUGAAGCAAAGGCGUCAACAAGUACAACAAGUAAACAAUAACAAUAAUAAUAAUUUAGCUAAGGAAUACAAAUGCAUCAUCUGCCAUAGGAGUUUGCAGGACAAUUCUCACUAUUGCAGCAUAGCUUGCAAGGUAUUGGCUAUACAUGGAGAUGAGCUUAAGAGAAGAAAAAUAAGCUGUAAUAAGGAGAAAGAAGAUCAGUUACUUACAGCUUUAUCAUUUCCAAAUAAGAGGCAAAAAUUAAGAAGAAAAGGAAUUCCUCUACGGGCUCCUUUGUUCUGAGACUUCAUCUGAUCCAUCUUCUUCAAUAGUUUC
Humulus lupulus (European hop) is the source of this 683-nucleotide messenger RNA. Its product is annotated as protein RGF1 INDUCIBLE TRANSCRIPTION FACTOR 1-like. The record is from RefSeq and is a predicted model, not a curated record. Gene Ontology annotation, molecular function: zinc ion binding. Bases 12 to 650 code for a protein of 212 amino acids. The transcript is spliced from 5 exons. Lineage: Eukaryota; Viridiplantae; Streptophyta; Magnoliopsida; Rosales; Cannabaceae.